Struthio camelus australis is the source of this 3343-nucleotide messenger RNA. Lineage: Eukaryota; Metazoa; Chordata; Aves; Struthioniformes; Struthionidae. The record is from RefSeq and is a predicted model, not a curated record.
GAAUGUCCCUGCCUUUUCUGAAAAUGGAGAAAAUGAUUGCAUACUUCUUUCUGCUAUUGGGACACACUUUGCUUUCCACUGUCUCAAUCAUGGCAAGAGAUCUUCCUGGAGCACAUUUCACACAAAGAAGAGAUGUUAACUCACGAGCUCUGCUUGAGAAUACUUGCAGCAACAAACGUCUGGACCUUGUCUUCAUCAUUGACAGCUCUCGCAGCGUCCGUCCGUAUGACUUUGAAAAAGUGAAGGAGUUCAUUUUAACCAUCUUGCAGUUCCUGGACAUCAGUCCUGACACCACCAGAGUAGGCCUGAUUCAGUACGGCAGCACGGUCAAACAUGAGUUCUCUUUGAAGACCUUCAGGAGGAAGCAGGAUAUAGAGAGAGCAGUAAAGAGAAUGAUGUACCUGGCAACCGGCACCAUGACUGGACUGGCUAUUCAGUACGCAGUGAACAUCGCAUUUUCAGAGUCAGAAGGAGCUCGACCUCUGAACCAGAACGUGCCUCGGAUUAUCAUGAUAGUGACAGAUGGGAGACCUCAGGAUCCAGUGGCAGAGAUUGCUGCUAAAGCUCGUAACUCAGGAAUCCUGAUUUUUGCCAUUGGAGUGGGAAAAGUGGAUAUGAACACGCUGAGGUCCAUUGGGAGUGAACCGCAUGAAGAGCAUGUGUUUCUGGUUGCUAAUUUCAGUCAGAUUGAAACACUGACCUCUGCCUUCCAGACGAAACUUUGUGUGCCCCAUAUGUGCAGUAUAGUUGAGCAUCACUGUGAUCACUUCUGCAUAAACACCCCUGGCUCCUACAUAUGCAGAUGUAAACAAGGAUACAUUCUGAAUGCUGACCAGAAGACUUGCAGCACUCAGGAUCUUUGUGCUGUAGAGAAACAUGACUGUGAGCAGAUUUGCGUGAAUACACCUGGGUCUUACGUCUGUCAGUGUUAUGAAGGGUAUGAGCUUGCUGCAGAUGGGAAGAAUUGUAUCGUUGUAGACUACUGUGCUUUGGAUAACCAAGGUUGCCAACAUGAAUGUGUUAAUACUGAGGACUCCUACUACUGUAGAUGCCAUCCAGGGUUCAUUUUAAAUCCAGACAAAAGAACUUGCAGAAGACCAGACUAUUGUUCUCUGCAGGACCAUGGCUGUGAACAGGAAUGUGUUAAUACAGAUGAUUCCUAUUUUUGUCGAUGCCAAGAAGGGUUUACACUUAAUCCAGAUAAGAAAACAUGCAAAAGAGUGGACCACUGUGCUGAAAGCAAUCAUGGCUGCGAGCAGCUGUGCCUGAAUACUGGUGACUCCUAUGUCUGUCAGUGCUCUGAAGGAUUUGUCAUCAAUGAGGACCUAAAAACCUGCACACGAGUUGACUAUUGUGCUCUGAGUGAUCAUGGCUGCGAACAUUUGUGUAUAAAUGGUGACAGAUCUUAUACUUGUCAGUGUUUUGAAGGAUACAGGCUUCGUAGUGAUGGAAAAACAUGUAAACGCAAAAAUAUCUGCAAAUCGGUCAACCAUGGCUGUGAACAUCUUUGUGUUAGUGCUAACAGUUCCUACAUCUGCAAGUGUCGUGAGGGAUUUGCACUGAGAGAGGACGGGAAGACAUGCAGAAGCUGGGACAUCUGCAAAUCAGUCAACCACGGCUGCGAGCAUAUUUGUGCUAACAAAGAUGACUCAUAUGUUUGCAAGUGUCAUGAGGGUUUCUUACUGAGAGAAGAUGGGAAAACAUGCAGAAGUAAAGAUAUCUGCAGUUCUGUUGACCAUGGCUGUGAACAUGUUUGUGUUAAUACUGAUGAGUCAUACAUCUGUCAGUGUUAUGAGGGAUUUGCACUAAGGGAAGAUGGAAAAACAUGUAGGAAUAAAGAUGUUUGCAAUUCUGUUGAUCAUGGCUGUCAACAUGUUUGUGUGACUACUGAUAAUUCAUACAUUUGCCAGUGCUAUGAGGGUUUCAUACUGAGGGAAGAUAAGAAAACAUGUAAAUAUAAGGACAUCUGCAAAUCAGUCAAUCACGGCUGUGAACAUCUUUGUGUUAAUAAUGAUGAUUCAUACACUUGCCAGUGCCGUGAUGGAUUUGUACUGAGGCGAGAUGGGAAAACAUGUCGAAGUAAAGAUGUCUGCAAAUCAGUUGCCCAUGGUUGUGAACAUAUUUGUGUUAAUAAUGAUGAUUCAUAUAUCUGCAAAUGCCAGGAGGGAUAUGUAUUAAAAGAGGAUCAGAAAACCUGCAAAAGAUGCACUGAAGGCCCAGUUGACCUGGUAUUUGUGAUUGAUGGAUCAAAAAGUCUUGGAGAAAACAAUUUUGAAAUUGUAAAACAAUUUGUCUCAGAAAUCUUAGAUUCACUUGAGAUUUCACCCAAAGCUGCUCGAGUCGGUUUGCUUCAGUAUUCCACUGAAGUCCGCACAGAGUUUACACUAAGGCAGUUCAGCUCAGCCAAAGACAUGAAGAAAGCCGUAUCUCAAAUGAAAUACAUGGGGAGAGGGUCCAUGACAGGGCUGGCUCUGAAGCAAAUGUUUGAGAGGAGCUUCACAGAAAUGGAAGGAGCCAGACCGUUUUCAGCAAAAGUCCCCCGAGUCGCCAUUGUGUUUACAGAUGGACGAGCCCAAGAUGAAGUCUCUGAGUGGGCUACUAGAGCAAAGCAAAAGGGUAUAAUUAUCUAUGCUGUUGGAAUAGGAAAAGCAAUUGAGGAAGAACUGCUGGAAAUUGCUUCUGAGCCAUCACAUAAACAUCUCUUCUACGCAGAGGAUUUCACAGCCAUGGAGGAGAUAAGUGAAAAGCUAAGAGUCCAAAUAUGUGAAGCUUUGCAAGAAUCAGCUCGCCAGCAGGAUCCAUCAUUUGGGACGCUUCAUAGGACUGGUCCGGAGUCUUCAGGACCAGAAUCGGCCACAGUAGCCAUCGUAGAUGUCCUUGCCUGUCCCAAUUUUGCAGUACACCAUAAGUAUCUAUUUGAAGACAGUCACACUUACUCAACAAGAACAACAGCAAAAGCUUCAAAAGAUAAAGACCAAUGCAAAUGUGAAAACCUUGUGACAUUCCAGAACUAUGCAACCACUGAAGUAAGAAAACUCACCCAGCGAUUGGAAGAAAUGACGAAGAGAAUGGAAGACUUGGAAAACAGACUAAGAUAUCGAUGAAAAUUUAAAGUGUACACUACAUUAUAUUUAUACAAAGUUGUAAGAGCUAUUUUAUUAGAUCAGCUCAAAGUAAACUAACAAAUCCUUGUGUAUGAAGUUGAAAAGAACAUUUUGGACCCUCACAUUUAUAUACUAUUUGUACUGUCUUGCAUUGAUUGCAGAUAAAAAAUGUUGAAAAGUUUUUAUAUGUAUAAACCAUUUAGUAACUAGUAAAAAUUUUAAUUAAGUAGAACUAAACA